This is a messenger RNA of Metopolophium dirhodum (rose-grain aphid), 1780 nucleotides long. It is a transcript of the gene ITP, whose product is annotated as ion transport peptide-like. NCBI's taxonomy places the organism in Eukaryota, Metazoa, Arthropoda, Insecta, Hemiptera, Aphididae. Gene Ontology annotation, cellular component: extracellular region. Gene Ontology annotation, biological process: circadian rhythm. Gene Ontology annotation, molecular function: neuropeptide hormone activity. The record is from RefSeq and is a predicted model, not a curated record. Bases 776 to 1234 code for a protein of 152 amino acids. The transcript has 4 exons.
AGAGAGGGAACCGUGUCCGGCGGCGGCGACUCGCCGCGAUGGAGUAGUGGAUCGCAGUUUGGCGCAUAAACGUGCAACGCUCGUCGGUUUCGUUCUUAGUUUAAAACGAGUCGCCGUCAAUUAAACACACAUACACCUAUUAUUCGAUACGUUUACGAUUGUUGUGAUAUUGUAAUAAUAAAUUAAAUACACGCACCGCGUGCCAAUCAAAGUCGUCCGCCGCUCGACGAGUGUCGUUUUAAUACAUUUUUUUUUUUCUAAACAGUUUAUUCGUUUUUGGAAUUUUUUUUCGUCGGUUUUUUUUUUGUCUCGAGACUUCUGUUUCUUUCUCACCCUCCCCGAGUCGCCGCGCUAUCAGAGUGCGCGUUUUUUGUUAUCCGCGGCCCGCCCGCCCGAUCCGGACGUACCAGCUCGUUUUUGCACAGUGCAAGAGAAAAUAAUAUGGUCUCCGCGCCACUAAGAUGAUACCGGCGUACAAACCGUCGGGAGACAGUUUCGUCGAAUACAUAUUCGUGCUCAACCACUCGAAAACCUGAGCCCGCGCCAGUGCGCUCCCGUUGCACCCUCGGACGGUUCUGUAUAAUAUAACAUUAUACCGCGACCGGACGUUACACCAUUCAGUCCCGCUCGGUUAAUUGCCGACGUCGCAGCCGCAACCGCAGCCGGAGGUCCUCCGGGCCACCGCCUGACAGACGCCGCAACGUCACCGCAAACGGGCAGAAUCGCCCGCUCAGUGGACGCCGCCUCAGCCACGGCCGUUGUUUCUCGUAACACAAUGUCGAAAUACAGUGUGAUGGGCUACGAACCCGCACUAGUGCUGGUGGCCACGUUGAUGGCGAUAAUGGCCGUGUCCGUGGUCGCCGUGCCAGCCGCUCACCACCUGCACCACCACUCAGGCGGCCACCACCGGAUGAUGUCAAGCGGCGGCGCGGCCGGGUCGUCGUCGCCGUCGUUGUCGGGCAUCGAUCACCCGCUCAGCAAGCGGUCGUUCUUCGACAUCCAAUGCAAGGGCGUGUACGACAAGACGAUAUUCGCCCGGCUGGACAGGGUGUGCGAAGACUGUUACAACCUGUUCCGGGAACCACAGCUCCACUCACUGUGCAGGAAAAAUUGCUUCACGACAGAUUUUUUCAAAGGAUGUCUGGACGUGCUCCUGCUUGAGGACGAAGUGGAAAAGAUACAGAAGUGGAUUAAACAGUUGCACGGGGCUGAUCCUGUCGGGGUUAGGGCUUAGAUCUACAUGCUUUAACACGGUAUACUUUAAGGCUUGUUUGGAGUCUCUUCAAAUGUUAACGAAGGAGACUCAAUACAACCAGAUGGUCGAGUUUUUGGGGAAGAAAUAAAAUAUAUAAUAAUACAAUACAGUAUAUGUACUCCCCUACAUAUAUUUUAUUUAUUUUUGGUUAUUUAUUUAUAAACCAGACAUUGGCCGUCAAAAAACCUAUUCUAGUCUAUUCAGAGAAAGCAACAGCAUUACAUACAAAAUAAUAUCGAAGAAAUAUGUUUACUUUCCCUAGAUGAAUUUUUCUAAUUUAUUAAAUAGAUCAUAAGAUUUUGUUUUUAAUUUUUGUUUAUAAAACUUAUUUAAUUGUUUGUUUUUAAUUUCUAAGAGUUGUAUUAUAAAUUAUAUUAUUAUAUAUAAACGAAAACAAUUUUAAUAACUUUUAAUAAGAACUGUGUAAUAUUUUUUAUUUUAUAUAAAAAGAAAAAACUGUUAUUUUUUUUUUUGUAUUUAUUUAAUUUAAAAAUGAAAUAUAAGAUGACAACUCUGAUGACUUUA